GCUGCGUUGCGUCAGGGCGGACUGCGUUGCGUACAGGCGUGCUGCGUGUUUAUAUGCACGUUUACGUGUAUUGUAAGCCACGCACAAAAGGGGCGUGUUUAACCACAGCGGGCUCAUGUCUCCUGUCAGAGUUCCUGAGUCCCUGGGCGACAGAGCGUAGGAGGCUGUAUUCCCGGUACCCGUGACGGAGGACUGUCCAGCCUGGUGGCCACAGCUGGGUUGGCCCAGCGUGCCGAUGCAGAAGCUGACACAGGUGGAAGAGCAGUUGUUCCUCAGGCCGCAAAGCAGGUUCCCCUUUAUAUUAGGACAGUAGUCAUAGGACGAGGGUCCACCCCAAUGAGCGCAGUGCAGCUUGAUUACCUCUGGAAGGACCUUUUCAUUCUGGAUGGGAGGAUGGAAGCAAACCAGAGUGGGGGGACUCAUGGAUGGAGUAGAGAGUCCACGCCCCAUGAUGGUGACGAUGACGUGAUGGGUAGCCACCAGGUGUGACUGUCCUGUUAGGGGCCAGGUACUCACAGCCACGUGAACUCUGAGGCUGUGCCAGCUGCUGUGACUGGACUGACAUUCGGCCCCGGAGCCCUGCUCGUCGCACUGCACAGCUCUGUCCUCCAGCAAGGAGGAGGGCCUCCCCAAGUACAAGGAAAGAAGGCCGCCUGAGCCCCACGGGUCUCUGGGAAGAUGAAGUUCUGCUGCCUCUCCUUCCGGCAGCCUUAUGCAGGUUUUGUCUUAAAUGGGGUCAAGACCUUGGAGACCCGUUGGCGUCCCCUGCUGAGGAGCCACCGGCACUGUACCCUGGCCAUCCACAUUGCUCGCAGGGAUUGGGAAGACGCCUCCUGGAGGGAGCUGCUGCUGGAGAGGCUGGGCAGGACCCCCGCUCAGAUCCAGGCCUUGCUUCAGGAAGGGGAGAAGUAUGGCCGUGGAGUGAUAGCCGGGCUCGUUGACGUUGGGGAAACUUUGCAGUGCCCAGAAAACUUGGCUCCAGAUGAGGUCCUGGAACUGGAAAAUCAAGCUCUACUGACCAACCUGAGGCAGAAGUACCUGACUGCACUUUCAAACCCCAGGUGGUUGCUGGAGCCCAUACCCAGGAAAGGCGGAAAGGAUAUCUUCCAGGUAGACAUCCCAGAGCACCUGAUCCCCUUGGGGCAAGAGGCCUGACGGAGGCGGCUCUUCAGAGGACGGGCACUGAGGAACCAGCUGAAUCAUGACCGUCCACUCACCAUUGAGCUGCGGAUGGACAUACAGAUCGGGUUCGAUCUCAAUUGGCCGUGCUACGGGGAGCACUAACCACCACGUGCUGUUCGUGUACACAGAUUUCUCCACUCAGAUGCAGGGGACCUUCCUUUGGGGUGCCCUUCUGGGCUCAUUGACAGUGUCGAGGACUUUGAACUUUAGGAAACAGGGAAAGCUGCCGGUAAAUGUCUUGGCGUUGCCACUCAUUUUGGUCCUGCUGAUUCCUGAGUUGUACAAAGAAAUAUGUGUUAAGAGAACUGGUUAGUACUCGGGGCUCCCUUACACGUUUUCCCCUCUCUGCUCUGGUCGUACUCCCAGGAUGUUUCAGCAGCACCCAGGGAGCGUUGUGGGAGGGCUGGGAGUGGGCGCUGAAUGACUGACUGCCAGAGGGUGACCAGCCAGGGAUGGACCGUUCACCGGGAAGAGGCCAUCAGACUUGGAGACGGAGCACCUGUCUGUCCCGGCAAGUGACCCUUGCUCUGUUGUAAAAGUGUCCCUGUCUCAUGAAGCCAUGUGGUAGACAUGUCACCCAGCUACGUCAUGACCAAAGAAGGAUCUGAAAUACAGCUCUGAUGAAAAAGUAA
This is a messenger RNA of Rhinolophus ferrumequinum (greater horseshoe bat), 1814 nucleotides long. RefSeq names its product protein CXorf40A. Bases 679 to 1155 code for a protein of 158 amino acids. The record is from RefSeq and is a predicted model, not a curated record. The transcript is spliced from 6 exons. NCBI's taxonomy places the organism in Eukaryota, Metazoa, Chordata, Mammalia, Chiroptera, Rhinolophidae.